GCCUCCAACAUCCCACUUCACAUUGGCAAGCCAUAUCUACGAGGUUCAAGUCGAAUCUGCCCGCCAUGUCUAUGCUCACAAACAUCGUUGGCUUCUCCCUCUUUGGCCUCCUGGCUCGCUUUGGUCAACUAGGCAUCCAGAAGCGUAACCUCUUCGAUAACAUGGGCGGACAUGCCAUCUCCAUGGCAGUAUUUGGAUAUGCAGGAUACUGGGCGUACAGAUGGGACAUACGAGCUGCUGAGCUGCUAGCGGACAAGCGUGCUGAGAUCGCGGCAAGGAGGCAGCAGCGAGUGACGGAGCGUGCAGGGGAAUCAUGACUGUGAUCUCUCGAUCUCCUCCUGGCUGUUUUUGUAUUCUGUGAGCUUCCUAUCGAUGUGCUUCCCGCCAGUAUGAUGUUGACUAUCUGCCUCUCAUGUAGUUCGCAAUAAUAGAGCGCUCCCGCUUCCCAUUCGUGAGCUAUCAUAGCGAUGGAACUGACUGGAUGGUUAGCUCAGCAAACUACGAAAUAAAAUGGGGUAAUGCAAUAAGGAGUUCACACCAAGAAGUUAGGGAUCGGCCGUCCGUCUGCCUUUCCUGCUAUACGUUCAACUUUGAAGGAUAGUAUAUUCGAGAUUUCAGGCCGAUGGAACUUGACUUCACGACAGUCAGAAUACAUUGCACUCAACGCGUAUUCUACAGUGCCCAGCAACAAGCGCGACGAACUAUUGACACAACGACCGGAAAUAAAACAAAGGUCGAACAGUACAACAUAUAUACAAGAAAAAAAAAUAACACAGGAAAAAGGGGCCCCAUGUAGCACUUACCCAUCCGUACAGAAAGGUAAGGCAUGUAUGCGUGCCCGGCAGAAGAGGAGAGAUGACGAAUGAUAGCACAGAGGGAAGGUUAAACAAUAAGGAAGGUGUGAGCGGCAGUGUUUUGAGUAAACACAUGAAAGGAAAUGAACAGAUAGAUCUAGUUGACUGAAGGUGGAGACGAAGCUCCUACUAUACACUAUGUCACAACCAGAACCGAGCUGGUGAUUGGAGUAGAGGGGAGACGAAUGAGUGUGGUUGAUGCAAGGAUGCCAUCCGGUAUAGAUAGAGAGAUAGAGCAAGAGAAAUCCUUUCAGAGA
This is a messenger RNA of Somion occarium, 1111 nucleotides long. NCBI's taxonomy places the organism in Eukaryota, Fungi, Basidiomycota, Agaricomycetes, Polyporales, Cerrenaceae. The record is from the annotation of a GenBank genome assembly.